GGGAAACCUUCACCACCUGCUGCCCUCCUCUAGACGUGGAUCUACCGAAUCUGCUGUGUGUUCCGAGCUCGCUUGUAAAACAUGAAGUUCGGCGCUGCGGCGACGGUGCCUCUCUCGAUUGCUGCUCUGCUCUCAGCCAUGCCAUGCGGUGCAUUCAUACUGCCACGGGUGAGCCAAGAUUGCUGCAUACAUUGACUCGAUGCUAGAUCUCUUGCUUCUGUUGUGCUUGUGUGCGUUCGUUGGUGGCCGCAGGCAUUCGGUGACGCAAUGGAGAGGCGACUUGCUGCUGCUGCUGCUGCUGGGCCUCAUCCCUUCAUCUAUCGGCCAACACACAGCUCUCUUAGAAUGAGCGUGGCUGCACCACCCCGCCCCGCCAUCGAGAAAUCGCCUGAGGUCAUCACUGCCCCGUCAGAGCCUGCCCGCGAUGAGACCCCCAAGAAGGCAGAUAAGUACAAGCUGAUCCUAUACAAUGACCCGUAAGCCGGCCACUCCAAGUAGGCGGACAGGCAGACGACAGGGUGUGUUGUAUGUGUUCAGGGUCAACACGCGAGAGCAUGUUGCACGAACGCUCUGCAAAGUUGUCGGUGAGUGAGUGAGGCGGGCCAGAUAGAUGAAGGCAGCCGCACGUAAGGUAGCCUCUGCUAGUGUCACCCGCCGUGCGUCGCUGCUGCCUCUUCCUUGCCUUGCAGGUUUUGACAACAAGCAGGCGUUCGACUGCAUGAUGAAGGUACGCACGUCGAUUCGUUGUCCAUCCAUCCGUCCAUCCAUCCAUGCAUCCAUGUUGCUCCAGGCUCACACGACUGGAUCGGCGUUGGUGGGCAUCUGGGGCUUUGAGCUGGCUGAGUCUUACCACGAAGCACUGAGAGCGCACCAGCUCGUCACCGAGAUCUUCCCCGUAGACGAGGACGACUAGCAACACACCGGCAGAUGGCAGAGCUCUUUUGCGCCUCGAGAGCUUAGCCAGCGCGGCGGCGUUGUUUGCGAAGUGCAGUCAGUGAGGAGGCUAGGCUUGCGAACACGCGGCCCUUGUAGCUAGCUAUCUCAUCAUGUAUCAUCUUCUAUCGCUUAGCAUGCCCAAAGGGACGGACACUCUGUGGAGUUUUUGCGAGUGUGUGGUGGGUGUCGAUGUCUGCAUGUCUGCCUGCCUGCCUCAGUUUUGUUGCCUUGCUUGUUUCCUCUGUCUGUACAGUGAGUGAAUGCAUCCCCUCCCAUCCCAUCCGUGUACACUGCCUGGCUAAGGGACUGGGUGGGACUGAUGGGACUUGCUCUCAGUUUGCUGCCCGACAUGACAUGAAUUCAGU
Messenger RNA from Vitrella brassicaformis, 1301 nucleotides. NCBI's taxonomy places the organism in Eukaryota, Vitrellaceae. The record is from the annotation of a GenBank genome assembly.